AUGAGUAAUAGUAAUCUUGUAGUGAUUGUUCCAAUACAGAGUUCUACAUGUGACAUAUGUUCAACAUGUUCGUGUUCAGUUCUAAUAAAUGAAGAACUACAAAUUAAUUGCUAUGGAAAACAUUUGAGAAAUAAUGAUAUGCUUAAUUUUGAUUUAUUAACAUUAAAUAAUUAUCAAGUAUUGAACAAGCUUAUUUUAUCAAAAAACAAUAUAGUUAAUUUAUCUAAAAAUUUAUUGAAAAAGUUAAAAUUUUUAAAAAGUUUAGAUUUAUCUGAAAACAAUAUGGAAGAAAUAUAUACAACAAUAUUUAUGGACUUGAAUAACCUUGAAGAUCUAAAUCUUUCUCAGAAUGCAUUAAGAACUUUUGAUGACUCCCUACUGGAAGUACUUCCUGCAUUAUUGACAUUAAACCUUAGUUAUAACAAUAUCAGUUCAAUAGAGCAUAUAAUGAACAAAACUACAACACAGAUCAAUACACUUAAUCUUUCUCACAAUAACAUAUUCAGUUUACCUGAACAGUUCUCUAAAUCAUUAUUACAUCUGCAAUAUUUAGACCUGUCAUUUAAUAGAAUUCAUUCUUUGCAAGAAUGUAAUCUAAUACAUUUAUCUUCUUUAAAAGUAAUUUAUAUAAAUAAUAAUUUUCUUCUUCUACUAAACAUGCAGAUAUUACCAAAGACAUUAGUUGAAUUACAUUCUGGAUAUAAUCAAAUUACAAAAAUGCUAUAUAACACGCAUUAUAUUCAAAUAUUGAAUAUAGAAUACAACAAAAUUUCUGAAAUAGAUACAAAUUUAACAACAGAUAGUUUACAAUAUUUGAAUAUUAGUGGAAACAUGUUAUCGAGUUUCCCAAAUAUGUUGUUUGAAAAUUUGAAAGUUUUAGACAUAUCUAACAAUAAAUUAACUUAUAUUCCUGAAGUGAUGUCUGUUAAAAAUUUCCCAUUACUGAUUCACCUUGAUGUUAGCAAAAAUCCUAUUCAAAACUUAACAAUUCACUCUGAUUUGAAAUUAAAUUUGUUUAUUGUAAAUAAUAUGGAUAUGUUGGAAAUUAUUGAUGAAGAUACAUUAAUAAAUUUAAGAUCACCAUUGAAAGAUUGUAUCAAUCUUAUCAUAUCUAAUAACAAAAUGUUAUCUUUCAUUCAUGAAGAUGCUUUCAAACAUAUGAAUUUAUGUUCAUUAGAUUUGAGCAAUAAUCAACUUUCGUAUGUGGCACAAAAGCUAAUUUUACAUAAUUGUACUUCUGUAACAUGUAGAAUUAAUCUACAAGGAAAUCCAUUUAAAUGUAAUUGUGCCUUACAAUGGAUGCUAAAUGACUUGAUUCCGAAACUUUAUUCUGCUCAUCCUCAUCUAUUAGAUGAUUUGAGGUGUUCUUGGCCUUUACAAAUAUCAGAUAUGAGAAUGGUACAUUGGUAUGGAUGGAAAGAUCAAAUUUUUUGUACUAAUGAAUCAGUUUUUAAUGAAAAUCUUUCAAUGAAUGCUGCUGGUGUAGUAACUCAUGAGAUGAUAAAACUUGAUUCUAGUCCUGGUUUACUAGUUGCUGUAGGAAUAGCUACAACUGUAUUAACAAUUUUGAUAAUAGUGGGCAUUAUAUGGACACAAAGAAUAAUCAUGAAAAAAAGAAGAGUCAAUAGAAAGUUUUAAAAUUCAUUAUUUUUUAAUAUGCA
Molecule: messenger RNA, 1661 nt
Organism: Eufriesea mexicana
Lineage: Eukaryota; Metazoa; Arthropoda; Insecta; Hymenoptera; Apidae
Product: toll-like receptor 7
Exons: 5
Coding region: 1-1638 (545 amino acids)
Molecular function (GO): protein binding
Source: RefSeq, a predicted model, not a curated record